AUGAAUGGAAGCCCGGCAAACACUGGAACGGCCAUUUCAGAGCCUGUGUUUGGCAUUAAUUCAGACUCUCGAGAAGUGAAUCUCGGUCAAAUUUCAGGUUCUUCACCCAAGCAACUUCUAGAAAUCAACAGAUCAAAAGUCCACAAUAGAGUGUUGCAAAGUAAUAAUGGAGAUGAAUCGUCAUCCGAGGACUCAGAAUUCGAAGAUUUGGAGACCCCCAAGAUUAUACGAAAUAGCCAUCGAAACGAUUCGAUCAAUAACUCUGGCAUAUUCAGUAUCAAGAGCACAACUAUAAAAGUUCCAUUGAACAGUCUGGCGAAGAAGGGAAAACAACCGUCAACACCCCAUAAUAACAAAAAGAACACCAAAACCGCUAGUUCACCAGUAAGUAAUCGUUUCAAUGGACUGGGUGUCUUGAAGGACAGAGAGGACAGCUUGAUCAGAGAAAACAAGUUGAUAUCUGAUGAUAAUCAAUUCUCUCCCAACCUCAAGGGAAGACUGGGAUUAUUAAAGUCUACAGAGAAUAGCUCCAGUAAAAUAAUAGGGGACCAUCCGAUGCCCUCACCUGGGCGUACAAAAAUCAAGAGAUUUGACUUUGAAAAGUUGAAGGAAAAGAACGUUAGUAAGAAAGGUGAUGAACACAAGCCCAUGAGAAAGGAAGAUCCGGUUAUAAGGUUGUUUCAAGCUCCGGUUGUGGGGAUGGUAAAUGGUGGUAAUAAUGAUGUUGAUGAAGACGAUGGUGAGUUUGGGUCCUCUGAUAAUCAGGAGGAUCCUGACAAGCUCUCUAUGAAGCCUCAGGUUGAUAAUUUCACAAUUCGAACAGCGAGCCCUAAACUCGAUAAGAUUGACGAUAUAGUCAUAAAUCAAGCUAACACAAACAAUAUAGCUUCAAGUCUUGAAACAGACUCCGUUUUGACCGGUGUUUUAGGCAAGAGAAGCUUACAAGAUGGGACCUCAAGAGUUGACUUUGAUUUAUCGAAUAAUAAACCGCUAAGCCAUUUGAACCACACUAUCUCUGUGAUAACAGAGAGAAAUGAUAACAUCUCUAAAAAUAUAAAGAUGGAUUUGGACAGAGAGUUGAGUUCUGAUGAGCAUGAAGUCAGCAUGGAUGAGAACUCAAGUGCUCUCUUGAACGAAUUGAAUUCUUAUUCUUUCAUCCCUAAGUUUCAAAGUCCAGCAAAACCUUCUGCCCCCAGUAUAUCAGCAGGGCCAAAAUCUAAAACCAGGCUCACUAGCUCAAGAGUUAGUACUCCCAAGUUUGGGACUAGGAUGGGCCGAUUACCAAGGGUCAAUCGAAAUCAAAAUCAAAGUCCUAACCCCCAGGUAGGUAAAUUCACCACAUCAGGAUCAUCCACAAAUCACUCUAACAAGCAAUUCAAGCCGGAAAUGACACCAAUAAGAAAACACUAUGACCGAUUAGAAAACAAAUAUGCUAAGCAUAUUAUGAAUAAGCGAAGGAAUUCGGCCAUGGAACCAGAACCAGAAGUAGAAGAAGAAUCUAUUACUCACAACAGGCUCCCAAAACCUUCACAGUUGAAUAAACCAUGGCCAGAAGAAAAGUGGGAAAAAUUGAACCAAUUACUCAAGUCACCCACCCUAACUGUUGAGGACAUCCUCAACAGUGAUACUGUACAAGAUAAAUUGGACAUUUCAAAAUCGGAUUUGGAAGAAAGAAUAAAAUUCUUGGUUAAGUUUAACGAAUUUAAAGAGUCUAGAAACCAAAAAGAUUCCAGAAAGAGAAGAAAGCUUUUAUGA
This is a messenger RNA of Yamadazyma tenuis ATCC 10573, 1755 nucleotides long. RefSeq lists its product as uncharacterized. NCBI's taxonomy places the organism in Eukaryota, Fungi, Ascomycota, Pichiomycetes, Serinales, Debaryomycetaceae. The record is from RefSeq and is a predicted model, not a curated record.